Truncatella angustata is the source of this 843-nucleotide messenger RNA. RefSeq lists its product as uncharacterized. The transcript is spliced from 5 exons. The coding region runs from base 1 to 843 and encodes 280 amino acids. Lineage: Eukaryota; Fungi; Ascomycota; Sordariomycetes; Amphisphaeriales; Sporocadaceae. The record is from RefSeq and is a predicted model, not a curated record.
AUGUGUGAUUAUAAUCAGAUUCAAUUUUCUAAGUGUGGACACUCCUACUCUGAGGCAGCACGCUGGUGUAGUGGAUAUUGGAGGCAAGGAUUUUGUCAUGAGAAACAGAUAGUUGCGAACGGCACAAAUGAUAAAUACUGCUGCACGUUUGACUUCGUAGUACUCGCCUAUAAAAAUGCUUCAACAUCCUCGACUGCUGCGUCGAUGAAAAUUCGACCCUACCACGCAUUCCUUUCUAUCAUGCCGAUUAGCAUUAACGAAUCAGACCUAAGGGAAUGGGGCCUAACGGCUACCAUGCAUCCCAAGGAUGGGACAUUCACGGAUAAGCUCUAUUGUGAAAAGAUGAAUUUCUACUUCAAUAUCCCCGAGGAGAUACUCAACUCUGCUAUGAUCAACGUCCUGCACUCAAGUCCAAACAAAGCGGUCUGCGUCGAUGCCGCGCAAGCAGCUGCAGAUUCUUUGGAGCCCUGCAAAGCCAUUCCCCCCGUCCAGAGGAUGGAAUGGAUCACUUCAUUCCUCUGUGUUGUAGAUCUCUUACUUGCAGAGCCGAGGGAGGACGCCGCUACGAGAAGAUACAUAUGCCGGAUGGUUUCUCGAUUUCCAAACCUUUGGUUCCCUAAAGAUGGCGAGAGAGACACAAUGGCAGAGUGUUUGGCGUCUCUUCUCCUGGACUCAAGACGAUUCGCCUUCUUGGACCCCAAUAAUGAUGUAUUGGUUGCAGAUCUGAAUUUCGGCAGCUUCAAACCAGACUUGUAUUGGGUCGUGUCUUAUGUAGCAAUGCACCUAUGUAUCCACCGCAAUAAUCGGGCUAGAAGAUUUACCUUGGCGGGUUUGUUUGACUAG